Messenger RNA from Ascochyta rabiei, 4092 nucleotides. RefSeq names its product P-type phospholipid transporter. Gene Ontology annotation, biological process: phospholipid translocation; post-Golgi vesicle-mediated transport; intracellular protein transport. NCBI's taxonomy places the organism in Eukaryota, Fungi, Ascomycota, Dothideomycetes, Pleosporales, Didymellaceae. Gene Ontology annotation, molecular function: magnesium ion binding; ATP hydrolysis activity; ATPase-coupled intramembrane lipid carrier activity. The coding region runs from base 1 to 4092 and encodes 1363 amino acids. The transcript is spliced from 2 exons. Gene Ontology annotation, cellular component: plasma membrane. The record is from RefSeq and is a predicted model, not a curated record.
AUGGCCGGCCGGCCUGGAGGUGGACCGCCGUCUCACAACGACAACCUGAUCGACUUGGAUGAACCGCAGCCGUACUACUCGGGCGCCCGUCCCCCCGUAAACGACGAUGACCUCCUCCACCGCUUCGACAUCGAAAGCACCGACACUGCGCCGCAAGGCCGGCCGUCCGUCUCCUACGAUGACUUUGUCGGUGGAGGCCGACCGACCACGACCACGAACACGAACACGAACACGAACACGUCGAGUCUGCCGGGAGGGCCUGGCGCACCCGUACCCACCGGCCAGGCGCCCUAUCUGCAGGCCGGAAGCAGAGCCUACUCGCAGACUUCAGAUUUGAACAACUACCAGCGCUACUCCGACGCCGACAUACCCAUUGAAGAUGACGGCCGCUCCACCCAGGGCUACUAUGCCGCCGGCAGCGCCUUCGACCCUACGUCGCCUGGCCUGCAGCGAGGCGCUUCCAAGAAGAACCACAACCGGAAUAGUAUCCUGAGCCUCGGCGGCGGCCUCACUGGUCGAGUCAAAAACAUAUUUGGAAAGGGCAACGAAUACUCGGAGAUGGAUCUGCCGCUGACCGAGCAUGCGGCGCAGCAGGGUCAGUCGAGUGCGAGCGCAUACGACGAUGGCCACUCCGCCAAGACGAAGAAGCGCACGUCAGGAACCUUCAAGUUUGGAUUUGGGAGAGGAGCACCGGACCCAUCGACCCUAGGACCCAGGAUGAUCCAGCUCAACAACCCUCCCGCCAACGCCGCCAACAGAUACGUCGACAAUCACGUUUCCACCACAAAGUACAACCUCGUCACCUUCCUGCCCAAGUUCCUGUACGAACAGUUCUCCAAAUACGCCAAUUUGUUUUUCUUGUUCACUGCCGUUUUGCAACAGAUACCCGGAAUCUCACCUACUUCGAGAUACACCACCAUUGUCCCGCUGUUCAUUGUCUUGCUCGUGUCCGCGGUCAAGGAGUACGUGGAAGACUACAGGCGGAAACAGUCCGACGCACAGUUGAACAACUCGAAGGCGCAGGUGCUGAAGGGUUCAUCGUUUGAGGACGCAAAGUGGAUCAACGUUGCUGUGGGCGACAUUAUACGAGUCGAGUCCGAACAGCCUUUCCCUGCUGAUCUUGUUCUGCUUGCCUCAUCUGAGCCCGAAGGCUUGUGCUACAUCGAGACCGCCAACUUAGAUGGAGAAACCAACCUCAAAAUCAAGCAAGCAAUUCCGGAGACAGCUGACUUUGUUAGUCCCUCUGAUCUGGGUCGCCUCGGCGGCAAGAUUCGAUCAGAGCAACCCAACAGCAGCUUGUAUACGUACGAAGCCACGUUGACCAUCGCAGCUGGAGGGGGCGAAAAGGAGCUGCCCCUGCAGCCUGACCAGCUGUUGUUGCGUGGUGCCACACUCCGUAACACGCAAUGGAUUCACGGUGUUGUUGUGUUCACGGGUCACGAGACGAAACUUAUGAGGAACGCUACCGCAACGCCCAUCAAGACAACUGCAGUAGAAAGAAUGGUCAACAAGCAGAUUCUCAUGCUUGUCAUUAUCCUCGUGGGUCUUAGUAUCAUCAGCUCCAUCGGUGACGUGGUUACACGAUCAUCUCGAGCGAAGAACCUCGAAUACUUGCGACUGGAAGACUUCAAUGGCGCAAAGCAGUUCUUCUCCGACCUGCUGACCUACUGGGUCCUGUAUUCGAAUUUGGUACCCAUCUCACUUUUCGUCACGAUUGAGAUUGUCAAGUACUACACGGGUUCUCUAAUAGACUCAGAUCUGGAUAUCUACUACGAACCCACAGAUACACCUGCAAACUGUCGAACGUCGUCCCUGGUGGAAGAGCUUGGUCAGAUCGAGUACAUCUUUUCUGACAAGACCGGUACGCUGACUUGCAACGUGAUGGAAUUCAAGCAAGCAUCCAUUGCUGGCAUACAGUACGCCGAUGAAAUCCCUGAAGACAGGAGAGCUACCAUGGAGGACGGCGUUGAGGUCGGCAUUCAUGACUUCAAGCAGCUUGAAAACAACCGCAGGACGCACCGAAACAAGUACAUCAUCGACCAGUUCCUUACACUGCUCUCGACAUGUCACACAGUCAUACCUGAGCGAGGUGGAGAAAAGGAUGUGAUCAAGUACCAAGCUGCCUCUCCCGACGAAGGUGCAUUGGUGGAAGGUGCGGUAACGCUAGGGUACAAGUUCACGGCAAGAAAACCGCGAGCUGUCAUUAUGGAGGUCGAUGGUCAAAGGAAGGAGUAUGAGCUGUUGGCCGUGUGCGAGUUCAACUCGACAAGAAAGCGCAUGUCCACCAUCUUCCGCACGCCCGAGGGCAAGAUUGUCUGCUACUGCAAGGGCGCAGAUACGGUCAUCUUAGAACGAUUGUCAAAGGACAACAACCCACAUGUUGAGACGACGUUGACGCAUCUUGAGGAGUACGCUGCUGAAGGUCUUCGAACGCUGUGUCUCGCUAUGCGCGAAGUCUCGGAAGCCGAGUACCAAGAAUGGUGGCAGAUCUACAACACGGCCCAGACCACAGUAAGCGGCAACCGUGCCGAAGAGCUUGACAAGGCCGCUGAGCUCAUCGAGCAUGAUUUCACAUUGCUCGGUGCCACCGCUAUCGAGGACAAGCUACAAGACGGUGUACCGGACACAAUCGCUACUCUGCAAUCUGCAGGCAUCAAGAUUUGGGUCUUGACUGGUGAUCGACAAGAGACUGCUAUCAACAUCGGCAUGAGUUGUAAAUUGAUCAGUGAAGACAUGAGUCUGCUCAUCAUCAACGAAGAGUCAAAGGAAGCGACAAGGGACAACAUCGCUAAGAAGUACAACGCCAUCAUGAGCCAGGGACAGGGAGGUGCGGAAAUGGACGUCUUGGCUCUGGUCAUCGACGGAAAGUCACUCACCUAUGCAUUGGAACGCGACCUCGAGAAGCAAUUCUUGGACCUGGCUGUCAGGUGCAAGGCUCUCAUCUGCUGCCGUGUCUCUCCGCUCCAAAAAGCCCUCGUCGUCAAGCUUGUGAAGCGCCAUCUGAAAGCCAUCCUGCUAGCCAUUGGUGAUGGUGCGAACGAUGUGUCUAUGAUCCAAGCCGCUCACGUUGGCGUCGGUAUCAGUGGUAUGGAAGGUCUCCAGGCAGCUCGAAGUGCAGAUAUCUCGAUCGGUCAGUUCCGCUACCUGCGCAAGCUGCUCCUUGUCCACGGCGCCUGGAGCUACCAGCGAGUCAGCAAGGUCAUCCUCUAUUCUUUUUACAAGAACAUUGCCAUGUUCAUGACACAGUUCUGGUACGCCUUCCAAAACGCCUUCUCGGGACAGAUCAUCUACGAAUCCUGGACCCUCACCUUCUACAACGUCUUCUUCACGGCCGCGCCGCCCUUCGUCCUCGGAAUCUUCGACCAGUUCAUCAGCGCUCGCCUACUCGACCGCUACCCACAGCUCUACCGUCUUAGUCAGUCAGGUGUCUUCUUCAAGAUGCACUCGUUCUGGUCGUGGGUCGCAAAUGGCUUUUACCACUCUCUUAUCCUCUACUUCGGUUCCCAAGCCAUCAUCCUCUGGGACUGGCCACAGUGGGACGGCCGAAACGCCGGUCAUUGGACAUGGGGUGCCGCGUCGUAUACCGCCAACUUGGCCACGGUGCUUCUCAAAGCCGGCCUCAUCACCAACAUCUGGACCAAGUACACAUUCCUUGCCAUCCCGGGGUCGUUCGUUCUCUGGUUCAUUCUCAUGCCGAUUUACGCGACUGUAGCGCCCAUGGUCAAUAUCUCGACCGAAUACGUUGGUGUCAUUGAACGCUUGUUUCCGGACCCGAGGUUCUGGGCUAUGGUCCUGGUGCUGCCACCGCUCUGUCUGAUCAGAGACUUUGCAUGGAAGUACGCUAAGCGCAUGUACUUUCCGCAGAGCUACCAUCACGUGCAGGAGAUCCAGAAGUACAACAUCCAGGAUUACCGACCAAGGAUGGAGCAAUUCCAAAAAGCCAUUCGCAAGGUCCGACAAGUCCAGCGCAUGCGCAAGCAGCGCGGUUACGCCUUCUCACAAACAGAUGAGAGUCAAGCGAGAGUUCUGCAGGCGUACGACACCACACAGCAGCGAGGACGGUACGGCGAGAUGGCGAGUUCGCGAAAGUAG